AAACGUGCUGCUCCACCAGGGAGAUGUCAUUCAUGCAACAUCUCCGAAACUCCUGAAUGGCGUCGUGGCCCCGAUGGUGCUAGAACGUUGUGCAACGCGUGUGGACUUCACUUUGCUAAAAUUACAAGGAAGCGCGCAUUGUCUGCUAUGCAACAACAAUUACAACAACCAUCAUCUACAUCAGAAACCACCGUAUCCGAUAUAAAUCACAACUUACAAAAUGAUACUAAUGGUCUUCAUGACUUGGCUUCAAUGCCAACACCCAGCGCUUCGGAUGUCGAAAGAGAUUCUCCUCCACUCAAGCAACCACGAACUGAGUCGAGUGACGACAACCAAUUAAAUUAA
Messenger RNA from Racocetra persica, 345 nucleotides. Lineage: Eukaryota; Fungi; Glomeromycota; Glomeromycetes; Diversisporales; Gigasporaceae. The record is from the annotation of a GenBank genome assembly.